UUUUUUUUUUUUUUUUGGUGGUGAGAGAGUCGACAGAAAGUAUAGGGUGGAGAGCUGCUCCCAUACAAAUCAGCUGCCAAGUUACAAGAACUGAAUGUGCGUUUCAAAGCCAAAGCCAGACCCAUCCACUCCUCAAUCCAAAAUUGUUUGGCAGAUACCAAACACCCAGCUAACCAAAAGUCAAGUUGAUUCCAUCCCCACUCCUCCCCAAUCUACACCCAGUAUUCAAGUUUUAAUUUGAAAUGAAUCCAAUGAUUCCGGGUCCAUUCAACCCUACGGCGCCUCCGAAUUGGGCUCCAGUGCUGCCGCCGUUUCCACCACCAUCCAGUGCCUUCUGGAAAAGCAGUAACGUCCGUGAUUGCCUCAAAGAUUUGCAUGACACUGUUAAUCUAGCUAAAGCAUUGGGAAAGGAGUUAGAGAUGUUGAUUAUGAUGAAAAAUGAGGAAGAAUCUAGUGAGGGUGAUAGUUCAAUUGACAGGUUUCAUAAGUUGAUGGAGGAGAAUAGGUUUGAUUUAGAUUCUCAAGAAAUGAUAGCAUUGGAAGCUGCUAAUGCUUUAACAUCAAGAUUGAGAGUUCAGCUUGAACCAUUUAGAGUUGUAGCUGAUGUGAAAGCUCCGUGGGAGGAAAAAUCUGCUGCGGUAAAACUGUCAGAUAAAUUGCGCAAGUAUAAGAGGAAUAAGCGUUGGCGGAAAAGAAAGAGGAUGCAGGUUGCUGAGAACCUGGCAAAGGAGCGUGAGCAAUUUGACCGGAUUGACAAAGAAGCUGAUGAGUGGAGGGCUGGAGAGAUUGCAAAGGAAAUUGCUAAGCGUAAGGUAGAAAAGCUGAAGGAAAUUGCAAAACUUAAGGCAAAAGAGGAGAAGAAAACAUUAGAGUCUGAGCUUGAGCUGAUGCUGAUCGUGGAGAAGCUGCAAGAGUUGCGGUCCCUUAGGAUUCAAAAACUGAAAAAACAAGGUCAUUUUCUCCCCGAAGAGGAUGACAAGUUUCUUGAAAGAGUUAGAGCUGCUGUUGAGGAAGAGGAACGACAAGCUAUGGCUGCAGCAGAUACGGAAGCUGCAAAAGAUGCUAUUGCAACUGCCGAGGAAUCUAGAAUUCAAAAUCGUGGACCUGACUCGGAAAAACCAAGCAAAAACAACAAAACUGUAGACAUGAUGCUGGAAAGUGAAGAUAGAAGAGAUUCAACUGUAGUCACUGGCAAUGCCUCCAGACCAAGAGGAACAGAAGGACAAAGUUCGACUGUUGCAUAUGAUUCUAUGGCAAACUUGCCAAUGGAAUUUUAUCACUACUAUUACGGCAGCAAAACUGAUAUGGGCACCCUCAUUGAAGUUAGGAGAACAUGGGAUGCAUACAUCAGACCUGGUGGAAGCCGAAUACCAGGGCACUGGGUUCAGCCGCCUCCCCCAUCAGAUGAAACAUGGGCAUCCUACCUGGUGAAACCUAAAUGACAUUGAUCAGUUUCAAGCAGAAAUUAAAGCUUUGUCCAAUGAUUAUGCUGCAUUGCUGAGAGAUUUUUUUUCUCUCUCCUCUCUCUUUAUACAAUUUAUUCUUUACUCUUAAACCUUCUAUCUUGUACCCUCAGUGAAUCUUUCCCUUUCCCUUGCCCUUGACAACCCCACUCCCCAACUUCUUCACAGACUUGGGGGAAAAACUGGAAUUAAAAUGUUGAUUGGUGCAUAGUUAAGGGGUUUAUGGCAACCUCAUUUACAGUCAUGCUCUGCGAUUUUAAUGUCCAAUUGUUAGAAUGUUUAAGGAAGCAAAUUUUGUUCAAUUGUUGAAUCUUCUUGUUCUGAUAAUUGGCCAUUUUGGAUGGUAGGCUCUAUAUUAACAUGAGAGUCCUAUUGAGAAUUUGACUUUGUAUUGAAACUGAAGGUUCAAUUCAAGAAUUUUCCGAUGACCAUGCUGUAGUAUUUUCCUUAAUCUGAUUUAUUCAAAGUUCUGUUUCUUUUGCAAAACAGUUUGAUAAUUUACAAUUUCCUUGGCUUUGCUCUCUCUCUUGUUUUUCAGUUUCUUUAACUUUUUCUUUAGUCCUGGGUUCCCUGUGUUUGAAACUUUUUAAAUAUUCAUGCCCAUGUCAAGGGAAACUUUUAGGCUGCUUCCUACCCGAGCUAGAUGGCGCCUUUCUUAUUUGGAGUUAGUCACUGUUAUGUCAUUAAGUUAAUAUUGAUAUUCUGUGGUUAGAUACUUCACGGUCUUAAUAGGUUGAGGCUAUGGUGAUUGGCUUUUUCCAGUAUGGGUUUGUAAGUUAUGUUACCUUGUUUCCUAGUAUCAUGGUUUUGGAGGGUGGAUAUACACGCACUUUUCAGUUGGUUACAUCUAAAAGAUUUCAUUUGACAGGAUAGAAUUAUGAGGCUUAAUGAAGAUAUGGAAUACUGAAGCAAAAUCUCUGUGCAACAAUGCUGCUGUAAAUGCAUCUAGAAGCACAAAGGUGAGUGUUGAUAUCCAGAGGGAAUAUAUAGCAGGGAACAAUUGAAUGAGUACAAUUUUGGAAACCUGAAAACUUGUGAAAUUUAUGUAAGUGAUUUUUUUUUUAAUCUUUCUUGGUCAUAUGGGAACUGAGUGUUGCUAAUGGAAUUAGUACGACUUAUUGUCACCAUUAAUAACACGAAUGAUGUCAGUUCAUCCAGUUAUGGUGGCUGCCAGGGUACUGUUUGAAAUCCAGUAAUCCUUUUGGUUGACAGUAUUGCAGAGGUAGGUAUUAAGCAUUUAUAAUAAUUUUCAUGACAGAUUACCUGGAAUAUAUGAAUUUUUCCUUUAUUUUUUGAGCUGAUGCACGUGAAACUGUAACUGGUGGUCCUCCCAUGCCUACAAUGAUGGAGUUCAUAUUGUUUCAUUAUCUUUAGAAGUUGCAAACACCUUCUGUAUGUGUGUCUUCUUGUUAACUGUUAAUUAGUGGACAUGACUGCAUUGAAUCAGUAGACUCUUUGUGCCAGUUUCUUAUUUAUUCCUUUUUUUGUUAUAUACCUAUUAUCCUUGUUUUGUUUUAUGCUUAAAAAUGUUGUCAAGAGGAACUUCUUACCUGCCUUUUGUUGUGACUGAUGUUAUGUUCAACUGUUCGAGGAACUAGCAGUCACCAACCACCAAAGUAAGUCAUGGUGAAAAAUCAUGCAACUGGAAGCAUAUUGCAGAAUGGUCGUAUCCUAAACAAGAUGGACAAAAAAAUGGAAUUGGAUGCCCUGAUUAAGUAUUAGCCAUACCAUCUAAUUCACAGACGCAAUUUUACAACUUUGACAAUUUAUUGUUACUUGACUCUCCUUGCAAUUCUUUUUGGCUUGCUAAGAGGAAUAAUAAUUGAACCUGUCGUGAAUACGUACAGGAGCUGAGGUGUGGGGAAAGUUUGUCAACUUGCCAUCUAUUUGUCUGUAGAACUAAUUGUCCUUUCUUACAUUAUUCUAAUAUCACUGUUCAGAUAUUUAGCUUCCCAUUUCUGCCCUUCAUUAUCUGUUGGUAAUGAAUAAACUGGAUAAUAGAUGUAUACAUGCUUCUAGGAGCUCAACAUGCUUCUAGCGUUUGACAGCAUUUCUGUUGGAAUUAAAGCAUAAAAUUGAUACCAAGACUUGUAUUGAGGGCUGAAAAAAAACUCAAGUUGCAUUAAUCAACUCUCAUUUUAUAAAGAGUACAAGAGGAAACUCAACAUAAUUCUCUCAUAAAGAUUCUCAACAACAAUACUUGGAAUUCAAAACAACUUGAACUAGUCAAAAGACUGAAUUUUGGAACCAAUUCCGGCUAAUUUUACUUCUUGUAGAGCUUAAAAUUUGCAGUACAAUUGCAUUGCUCAACACUCCUCCUUGCUGCCUUUACUACUGAUUUUGAGCCAAACUCCAAAACUAGCAAUGACUUUGAUGCAUCCAAAUAAAAACAUCUUUGCAAUUUCAAAGUUGAAUUCCCUUACAAACAUAUGAAAUUGAAGUGUAACUUGCAGCACGCAAAAUGAUUAUUGUGAGAAAUGUGAAACAAUCUAUAUGUUACUUCUAUUGCAGAUUUUUAGCUCUAGAAUAAGUCAAGUUACUUGUUAAAAGUAAUUCCGGAUAUUUUGCUUUUGUUCAGUUUAAGUUUUUUAAGAAUUAUGUUGAGUUUGGUCUUGUACUCUGUACCGAAGGAGAGCUACUUAAUGAGAAACUUGAGCCUUUUUUCAGCUCAAUACAACUCUUGGUAUCAAUUUUAUGAUUUAAUUACAACAAUUUCAAGCAAGUCGUCAGUUAGAAGUAAAGGAAUUGCAGAUGGAACUGGACAGAGAAUGUAGCAAGUUGGAAAAUAUAAAACUAAGAUUAGAAGGUAUUGCCAGAUUUUGAGCAAAUAUGGCUAUGGUACUCUUACCAAUUUAUAUAUUUUUUGUUGUUGGAAUGUUCUUGCAUGCAAAUACUUCAUGUUGCUAAGCAACACAUUAGUAAAGUUAUUUAUGAAGGCUGAUGUGCUGCAAAGUUCUUUAGGAAGGCUUGUGCAGCUGUCUCUCUCUCUCUCUCUCUCUCUCUCUCUCUGAGACUAAGUAUUCUAUCUACUCAGAAGUCUCUCUCUCUCUCUGAGAAGAAAUCUUCUAUCUAAUCGGAAGUGCAAAGGAAAGUAAGACUGUACUUAGGUGACAAGCAACUCUUGGACCUGCAGUUUCAUUUUCCAUUUUCUAGUCUCUUUCUUCUGGAAGAUAGCAACAUCACUAAGGAUAUACUUGUUUUUUUAGUUUGUGAUAUUUAAUCUCUGUUUCUUU
Messenger RNA from Coffea arabica (coffee), 4696 nucleotides. The record is from RefSeq and is a predicted model, not a curated record. NCBI's taxonomy places the organism in Eukaryota, Viridiplantae, Streptophyta, Magnoliopsida, Gentianales, Rubiaceae.